UAUGUGAGGGAUCAUGUCCGCUCAAUCAACUUGUCCGAGUAUUUCAAUUAAUACAUCUCGACUAUGAGAAUAAUUUUUGUCAGUCUCUGAGUGGCUGUAUUUUAAACUAAUAGUCUUUAAUCUGAGUCGGAUCCUGCUAAACACUUUAUGAACAGUGUGUAGAAUCGAUCUACCCAGGAUUUGAUACUUCCUCUGUUUUAGAACAGCUUCAUGGUGCAUACGUUAGCUACCUGCUAACGUUAGCAUAACUGUUGCAUUUACCUACGAUUAGGACUUAAUUCGAAGCUUCAGGCUUUGGCGGCCAGAUGCUGGGGAUAAUGGAUAGGAUUGCAGAAGGAAAGAUGGAGAGGUGUGUGCAGCCAGCCACACAGACAUGCAAGUUGUGGCAGGUCGGUAGAUGAUAAAGUGAUGGAGAUGUUAGGAGGCCACAGCCAUUGUGAUGCUGGGUGGCUGUUACUCUGGAACUGCCAUCUGCCGAAAAGGGUGCUGUGUAAUGAUAUCCUCAGCCUGAAGGUGGCAGGAGAUCCAGUGCUAACCCCUAACUCAGUGUGCCUGAGGCUGGCAGGCCUCAGUAAACGUCAGAUGCGGAUGUGUGUGCGGAGCCCCGAUGUGACUGCCUCCGCUCUGCAGGGCAUCCAGGUGGCCAUCCACGAAUGCCAGCACCAGCUCCGGGACCAGCGCUGGAACUGCUCCUCACUGGAGGGCCUUGGCAAGCUUCCCCACCACAACACUAUCCUCAACAGGGGUUUUCGUGAGAGUGCCUUUUCCCUGGCCUUGUUGGCAGCGGGUGUGGCUCACUCUGUGGCCUCGGCCUGCAGCAUGGGCAAGCUGCGGGGGUGUGGCUGUGAGGCCAAGCGUCGCCAGGACGAUGACAAGAUCCGGCUGAAACUCACACAGCUGCAGCUGCAGACCCUGCAGAAGGGUGGGGUAGGCCUGGGCAUGGCACGGUCAUUACCCUCAGAGCUAAAUGGCCAUGGCGACCUGCCUGCUAAUCUGCGCUCCACCCACCCCUCUGCCCUGCUCAAGCCUUUACCAGAGGAGCUGAGCUCCAUGCAGGAGACCUGGGAGUGGGGGGGCUGCAGUCAUGAUGUCCGUUUUGGAGACCGUUUUUCCAGGGACUGGCUCGACUCCCGCGGGUCUCCAAGAGACAUCCACGCUCGCAUGAGGAUACAUAACAACCGGAUGGGACGACAGAUAGUGACUGACAACAUGAAGAGGAAGUGCAAAUGUCAUGGCACAUCAGGGAGCUGUCAGUUUAAGACCUGCUGGCAUGUGUCUCCAGAGUUUCGGCUUGUGGGUUCUCUACUCAAGGAAAAGUUCCUGUCAGCCAUUUUUGUCAACUCCCAGAACAAGAACAAUGGGGUUUUUAACCCUCGAACAGGAGACGGCGCCAGCAGGGGCACAGGGGGACUUAACGGAGGUCGUCGUCGAAGCAUGUCCAGAGAGCUGGUAUACUUUGAGAAGUCUCCUGAUUUUUGUGAGCGUGAUGCGUCCGUAGACUCUCCGGGCACACAAGGACGCAUCUGCAACAAAACCAGCUACAGUACAGACAGCUGCAGCUCGCUGUGCUGCGGCCGUGGACACAACAUCCUGAAACAGACACGCAGCGAGCGCUGCAAUUGCAGGUUCCACUGGUGUUGCUACGUGCUGUGUGAGGAGUGUCGUCUCACAGAGUGGGUCAAUGUGUGCAAGUAGAUUCCAGUUCUCCCAGUCCCAGCUGCCUUUACCCAUCCAGGACUCAAGAUGGCGAGCCUGUCCCUUAGCCCACUCAUGUUGUUUGAGUGUUUGUUUUGCUCCUUGUGUAACUCUCCCAGAGAAUCUGUUUAUCCCCUCCUUUCCUUUUUUUGGUCCAUCAUCUGGGAUCUAUUUUCUCUUUGUAGCCGCUGUUAUUCUCAAAAUGCCAAGUCAGAGAUUGAAGAGGUGACUCAUGUCGUUUGUCUUGCCAUGGUCUGUUUAGACGCUGAACUCUCAGCCAUGAAAACGGCCUAUACCCCACCUUUUCUAUCCCACAAAACAACUACGAGCAACAGCAGGAGGCAUUUCUAUUUCAAUGUCUAUAUGCUGACUCAUCUCAUUGUACAGUAGCUGUGUAUUUUAAUGUGUACGUGUAUAUUUGUAAAUGUAUUAUUAUUAUUAUUAAUAUUAUUAUUGUGUUGGAGCCUCUCUUUUUGGGUCUAGUUAAUGAGAGACUUGUGCUGGGAGAAAGGCUCAGAAUGUUAAACUAGUGCUGUUAGACAACAAAGUUGCAUUAUAUUGCAAUAUAUCUUUUUACUCCUCUAAUGAUCUCCAAGAUAUUUACUCCAUUUGUAUAUUUUGCACCUGUGACUCUCUCAGAGUAAUAAUACUUAUUUGGGAGUCAGUCUCAAUAUCUUUCUAGACAAGGGUUUUACUAAUAGAAGAAGACAAGAUAACAGUCAGUGUUUUUUGAAGGACUGAUGCAUCUGAUAGAAAGCUUUCUCCUAGAAGCAAUGGGACAGAAAGCUUAUCAAAGCUGGUAUACUUGUAAAACUCAAGAUGGGAAAGUUGAUUCAACAUCAGUUUUGGAGACAAAUUAAGUCUUUCAAUUCCUUACACUGAACAACUAAUCAUUCUGAUUUAUUUACACAUUGUAACACUAGUAAUUACUUAAUGAGCGUGGUCGCUUGUGGUCAUGUCUUUUGUGAAUUCAUAUCAAUAUGCUUCCUCUUGAUAUAACUGUGAUGUGAUGUGUGUCACUUUCCCAUGAAAUCAUGACUGAGCUCUUGUUAUUCUGUGCUUGCUUUUGUCCAUUUCAUCAGUCUGAGCACUCCUUAGAUUCUUCCCACAUGUAGAACAUGUCAAAGUGAGAGAUGGACUUGCUUUAGUCUUGAACUGAUGCUUAAGGGUGUGUGUAUGUUUGAGUGUGUGUGUAUCUGUUGCUGUGUAAAUGGGGGGCGAGUUCUACGCACUACAGAUUUGGGAGGUGAGAGCCUUUUUUAUGGCCACUUCAUGCUGAGAGAAGGACUUUUUAUGGCUGCAGGAUAUUGUUUCCUUCAAGUAUGAGUUUUAUUACUGGAGAGAAGCAUCAAGAGAGCAGAGAGUGGGGGUGAUUAUACCAGUCUUUGCUGUGUGAGCAUCUGAGGGGAUCAUCUGUCCAGAGUUCAUAGCCAAAGAAGGGACCACGUGGAACGCUGUGUCCCUGUUACCUGGGCGACAGACUACACAAACAUAAACACAUGCGUGCGUUUAUGUACAAAGAUACUAACAUGUAGAAAUAUUGGCAGUGAUGCAUAAAAACAUGCAUGCUGGGUACAGGCAUAUGAACUGGCAGAAAGAAUUCCUGGUGACCCGAGUGAUUUGCAUUCUCAUUCUUGUUACACUGCAGAUUUAGCAAAACGCUAAUGUCAACACCUGACUGAAUUUAUGAUAGCAGCAUUCCUAGAUAUCUUAGAUGAUCCAAACUGUCUCCAUGCUCAGUCUGCUGAGAAAACCUCUUCUGCCAUAUAGGAUUUAAUGCCAAUUAAGUCUUGUUUGUAUGGACUUUGGUAAGUAUCCCUUGACUCCUAAGGAAUGGCAGUGCCAGUGGCUGAAUCGACUGUUCUGUCUGUUUGGUAUUUAGUGAGGGAAUAAAAGGGAGACAGCGACUGCUGUGGAAUGAUAAGGGAAUGGAUUUCUGGUUUGCAUUUCUUCAUUCCUUUAUCAUUUCACCCUGGAGCUGCUGCGAAAAGGGAAUUUCCUGUCACUGUUUCUCCCAUGUGUGAGACAGAGGUUGGUGGACAGCCUGGGAUUGCUGUUUCUCCCUCUCUGCGCUCUUUUUCUCUCUUCCCCAUUCUCCCCCUCAUCGCUGCAGACAUAGACACAUGCAUAGCAACACAUUGACUGCCCCCCGAGUAAUGACAACCAGACUGAGCUGAAAUUAAAGAGAGGGAGGCAGAGAGAGGAAGUUAGGAGAGAUAAAAGUUACCCACUUUGAUUGACAGGAUGAUUAUAUGUAUAAAGUAAGGCGAUUUAGUGUGUUUAGUUGGAUAUAAAGAUAGGGAGAUAGAUCCUUGCUGUACGUACGGCAGAGAUGCAGAAGCAAAGGACAAAUGGGGUAUGGAGAAGGGGGUGAAUAAAGUGUACUCUGUAUAAAUACAUGCCUCAAAACAU
Messenger RNA from Siniperca chuatsi (mandarin fish), 4107 nucleotides. RefSeq names its product wingless-type MMTV integration site family, member 10b (gene wnt10b). Gene Ontology annotation, molecular function: frizzled binding; cytokine activity. Lineage: Eukaryota; Metazoa; Chordata; Actinopteri; Centrarchiformes; Sinipercidae. The record is from RefSeq and is a predicted model, not a curated record. The coding region runs from base 409 to 1695 and encodes 428 amino acids. Gene Ontology annotation, biological process: cell fate commitment; multicellular organism development; neuron differentiation. Gene Ontology annotation, cellular component: extracellular region. The transcript has 6 exons.